Molecule: messenger RNA, 1897 nt
Organism: Otolemur garnettii (small-eared galago)
Lineage: Eukaryota; Metazoa; Chordata; Mammalia; Primates; Galagidae
Gene: TRMU
Product: tRNA 5-methylaminomethyl-2-thiouridylate methyltransferase
Exons: 11
Coding region: 51-1304 (417 amino acids)
Biological process (GO): tRNA wobble position uridine thiolation
Cellular component (GO): mitochondrion
Molecular function (GO): sulfurtransferase activity
Source: RefSeq, a predicted model, not a curated record
CGGUGCGGAGCGGAAGCAGCGGCAAGUGGAGAAAUUGGACCGGCGGGCGGAUGCUGGCGGUGCGGCACGUCGUGUGCGCCCUGUCCGGCGGGGUGGACAGCGCCGUAGCCGCGCUGCUGCUGAAGCGGAGAGGUUACCAAGUGACAGGGGUAUUUAUGAAGAACUGGGACUCUCUGGAUGAACAUGGAGUUUGCACUGCUGACAGAGACUGUGAAGAUGCUUACAAAGUUUGCCAAAUCUUAGACAUCCCUUUUCAUCAAGUGUCCUAUGUGAAGGAGUAUUGGAAUGAUGUCUUCAGUGAUUUUUUAAAUGAGUAUGAAAAAGGAAGGACUCCUAAUCCCGACAUAGUCUGCAAUAAGCAUAUCAAAUUCAGUUGCUUUUUUCGUUAUGCUGUGGAUAAUCUUGGAGCAGAUGCCAUUGCCACAGGUCACUAUGCAAGAACCUCGCUGGAAGAUGAAGAGGUCUUUCAGCAGAAGCACAUUAAGAGGCCAGAAGGGCUUUUCAGAAAUCGGUUUGAAGUCAGACAUGCGGUAAAACUUCUCCAAGCAGCUGACAGCUUUAAAGACCAGACCUUCUUUCUCAGCCAGGUUUCCCAGGAUGCCCUGAGAAGAACCAUCUUCCCUCUGGGGGGAUUAACGAAAGAUUUUGUAAAGAAAAUAGCUGCUGAAAAUAGACUUCAUCAUGUGCUUCAGAAAAAGGAGAGCAUGGGCAUCUGUUUUGUUGGUAAAAGAAAGUUUGAACGUUUCAUUCUUCAGUAUUUACCUCCUCGCCCUGGCAAGUUCAUUUCUAUAGAAGACAAUACCGUCCUGGGAACGCAUAAAGGUUGGUUCCUGUAUACGCUGGGCCAGAAGGCUAAGAUCAGCGGCUUGAAUGAGCCCUGGUACGUGGUGGAGAAGGAUGGUGCCAAGGGUGACGUGUUCGUGGCUCCCCGGACAGACCACCCGGCCCUAUACAGGGACUUGCUUCGCACCAGCCGUGUGCAUUGGAUCGCAGAGGAGCCGCCUGCCCAGCUGGUGAGGGACAAGAUGAUGGAGUGCCAGUUCCGAUUCCGCCACCAGAUGGCACUAGUGCCCUGUGUGCUGACCCUCAAUCAGGACGGCACCGUGUGGGUGACAGCUGUGAAGGCUGUGCGGGCGCUCGCCCUGGGACAGUUUGCCGUGUUCUACCGAGGGGAUGAGUGCCUGGGCAGCGGGAAGAUCCUGCGGUUGGGACCGUCUGCCUACACGCUCCAGAAGGGCCAGAGCAAAGCCAGAGUGGCCACCAAGGGCCCAGGCGAUGACCCAGACCUGUGUCCCUCUCCCUGAAGGAGGCUGAGCUGCUGGGAGGAGUUCCGGGAGAACAGAGCUGAGGGCGGCGGCCAGUGGGCAGUCCAGGUGAUCGAAGGCCUUGCUUGCUGCUGUUGAGCCAGGAAAGGCCUGGCUGGAUCUCCCAUCCCAGGCCAGGCUGGUCAAGAGCUGUGAGAGCCCCAGGGAGGGCCCGUCUUCUCCAGGUUGGAGCUCUGGCCACAAGCAUUUGUUGGCUGGUGGGCCUGAGGGUCCUAUUUAUAGAGUGCUUCUGCACUGCCCUGGAAGCAUUUCCCACCAAGGGGACCUUCAAGGGGCCGUGCAGGCUACAGGGAUAAGAUAGUGCUGAAUAAAAAGUCUGUGGGGGACAUGGAGUCUAAAUACUGCCCAUAGUGGGGCCCAGGAGAGCCCAGCUAGGCUGAGUUGGGAGCUCCAUGCCACUGACCUUUCUGCAGUGUGGACAGGCAGGGGGCCCACAGCACCUAUCAUUCACUGGACCAGGGUCCCCAGUGCUCUGCCUGAGGGCUGGGGCCUCCAGGACAUUGACCUCAGAGUAUCUGCACUGGGCAACGUGGACCCAUGUUCUUGGCUCCCUUUCUGUGGGCACUUUGGGU